AUGAAAUUUUCUUCCACCGCAACCAUCAUCAUGCCCAAAUCUGAAAUCGACGACAUUUUUGCUGGCAAGGGCAAGGCAAAGGCAAAUGACCCCACUCCAUCACCAUCACAGUCUCUUCCAGCUUCCAAGUCAUCAAAGAAGAAGAACAAACGGAAAUCCAAACCCGAGGUAAACGAACAGCCUCAGGUCUCUUCUUCCAAGAAGCGGCCACUGCCAGAAACCAUCGUGGACACCUCUACCACGCUCGGCAAGCGCCCCAAAAUUGAGAAACGACCAUCAGCAAAAACAUCAUCGAGUACACCUCGCGAUGACAUUGACAGGUUUAACGACUCGAGGGGAACCAGCUCGAGGAAAACGACAGAAGAGGGCUGGGCAAUCUUCAAAGAGGACGAACUUGGAAUCAAUCCCGAAGCCGGAGAUACGCCGGAGUGCCCAUUUGACUGUAAAUGUUGUGAGUGUCCUCACCCCGAAACCUCGCUACGCGCUAACUUGUCCCCUUGCAGGUUAUUGAGUUUGAGCUUCCAUAUAUUUGGUCCAAACCUACUUUUCCCUUGCAUCCGACCCUAUUGCUCUUCGGUCAUCCUUGAACCGUAUCAUGCGCUCGGAGUGAGAGCCUAA
This is a messenger RNA of Pleurotus ostreatus (oyster mushroom), 618 nucleotides long. RefSeq lists its product as uncharacterized. Lineage: Eukaryota; Fungi; Basidiomycota; Agaricomycetes; Agaricales; Pleurotaceae. The record is from RefSeq and is a predicted model, not a curated record. The coding region runs from base 1 to 618 and encodes 205 amino acids. The transcript has 3 exons.